GAGAUAGACAAUGUUGUUCACUUUACCUCCAUUCUGUGUACUGAUCUCUUGCUGUAAGCUUCCUUUAAUAGCAGGGGCGGACUUACAACUCAUGGGGCCCCUGGGCAAUAGGGGAUCAUGGGGCCCCUGUGUCCUUGCCCAAACUCAAAACAGCCUAUGAAAAAGGUACCAAGGGCAUCUCAUGGGGCCCCCUACUGACCCCGGGCCCUCGGGCAGUGCCUGAGUUUCCAAAUGGUCAGUCCGCCCCUG
This is a messenger RNA of Staurois parvus, 249 nucleotides long. Lineage: Eukaryota; Metazoa; Chordata; Amphibia; Anura; Ranidae. The record is from the annotation of a GenBank genome assembly.